This is a messenger RNA of Scatophagus argus, 5860 nucleotides long. It is a transcript of the gene ptprz1a, whose product is annotated as protein tyrosine phosphatase receptor type Z1a. The coding region runs from base 304 to 5061 and encodes 1585 amino acids. NCBI's taxonomy places the organism in Eukaryota, Metazoa, Chordata, Actinopteri, Scatophagidae. The record is from RefSeq and is a predicted model, not a curated record. Gene Ontology annotation, biological process: peptidyl-tyrosine dephosphorylation. Gene Ontology annotation, molecular function: protein tyrosine phosphatase activity; protein binding. The transcript has 31 exons.
CGGUGUCACUUGUGGUUUCUGUGUGGAGGAAGUGAGGCCGCUGUGGCUGCGGGCUGUGGGCGGCGCACAGCUUCAGUCUGGCGGAUCCUCUUCAGUCAGUCAGUCCGUGUGGAGGAGAGCGGACGGAGCGGAGCGGCGCACCGGGAUCUGUACUACACGGUAACGGCACCAAGACCACAUCAGACCGGCAGAGAGCGGCGAGCAGCAUGGAGCUGUGAGGGCUGCGGGCCGACCGGGACCUCCUCCCCAAAGAGCACAGUUUGAUCAGCUUAUUCACCGCAUCUGCGAGCUUUUCCCCCCAACAUGGAGCCUACAAGCUGCUGGCUGCUGCUGGCUGCUGCCUUCAUCCUCAUCUGCCACCAAGCUGAAGGAUACGCAUACAGAAAUCAACGCAAGUUCUCAGAAGACAUCGACUGGUCGUACGCAGGAACAUUAAAUCAAAACAACUGGGCCAAGAAGUUUCCAUCCUGCAGCAAUGCCAAGCAGUCUCCCAUCAACAUCGAGGAGAACCUGGCUCAGGUGAAGCUGCAGUACCAGAAACUGAGCUUUGAUGGUUGGGAGAGCCUGACCAGCGACAGGACAACCAUCAAGAACGACGGCAAGACUGUGGCGGUCAGUGUGGAUGGAGAGUUUUAUGUGGGCGGAGGGGGUCUCAAGUCAAAGUUUAAGGUCGGUCGUAUCACUUUCCACUGGGGGCGCUGCAACGCCUCUUCAGAGGGCUCCGAACACAGUCUGGAUGGAGUCAAAUACCCUUUAGAGAUGCAGAUCUACUGUUAUGAAGCGCAUCGCUUUGACUCUUUAGAUGAAGCCAUCAAAGCCGGAGGCAGAAUCACAGCGCUCGCCGUGCUGUUUGAGACGAGCGUCGAAGAGAAUGUGAACUACGCUGCCAUCAUAGAUGCCAUCAGCAGUGUGAGCAGAUAUGGAAAGAGCGCCGAGGUUUUACCCUUCGCCCUGCGAGGUCUCCUGCCAAACUCCACAGAGAAAUACUUCAUCUACAACGGCUCUCUGACGACACCACCCUGCACCGAGACCGUCCAGUGGAUCGUCUUCAAGAACACAGUGACCAUCUCUGAUGACCAGCUGGAGAUGUUCUGCGAGGUGAUGACGAUGCAGCAGGCUGGAUACGUGAUGCUGAUGGACUACCUGCAGAACAACUACAGGGAGCAGCAGCAGCAGUUCAUGGGUCAGGUGUUCUCCUCCUACACCGGCACCGAGGAGGUCCUCACACCAGUGUGCAGUUCUGAACCGGAGAACAUCCAGGCAGCACCUCACAACCUGAGCAGCCUGCUGGUGACGUGGGAGCGGCCGCGGGCGGUUUACGACGCCAGCAUCGAGAAAUAUUCUGUCAGCUACCGACUGGCCAAUGUAGAAAACGCCGCCCCCUGGGUAUACCUGACCGAUGGAGACCAGGAUGUGGGGGCAAUACUCGAUGACCUAUUAGCCAACACCAGCUACGCGGUUCAGGUGGUGGCAGUCUGCACCAAUGGACUGUACGGACGUGCGAGCGACCUGCUCACGGUUGUCAUGCCCGUCGAUGACCCCGAAAAUGCACUGGAUCCAGAUUCAGAUGAAUUCAACAGUGAGGGAGACUAUGAACCUGAUCCGUCUUGGAAUGAACCAGUCCAGACUGAGGAUUAUGAUCCUGUCUGGAUUCCUACAAACUCACCCAGGACCACAACUUCUGGACCGCCUCUUUUACCUCUACCUGGCAUCAGAAGCACAACAGUAGGAUCUGGUCAAAGUGAAACCUCCACUAAUCCGAUUCCCUGGGUCAGAUCCACCCAGCAUGAUCCAUUCCUUAGUCGCUCUGAAGAUACAGCACACCACGGUACCUCCAUGCAGCCACCAGAGGUCACCCUGCCUCCAGAAACCAGAGGAAGUGCUGAAUUCAGUGGCAGUGUUCCAUUUUACUCCACAACUACAACCAAGGAAGUCUUCAUUUCCACUUCCACUACUCCUUUAUACCACAGUGCAAAAACAGAUGGUGUUCUUGGAGGCAUCAGUCCAAAAGACUCUGAAAGAACAGAACAUGCUGUUAGUACUGCGACUACUUCGUUCACCAUUGCAAAGACAAAAGGUGGUACAUACAGCACCACCAUGACCACACUGAGGUCACGUACCAGUGAUAUAAUUAGCACAACAACAUCGUCACCCUUCAUCCAGGCGGAGACAAACCCAGGCCUUAACGAAGAAGCCACCACUGAUGGAGGUGUGUCCACUGGGCCCGGAGGUCUUCCAGAGAUCCAGGCUGAAAGUUCGACCUCCCAAACACCCUCCUCAAGUGAAGCGGUUCCAAGUAGGCCUACAAGUCCCAGCAUGCCCCAUUUUUCAUCCACCACGGCCUCUGUCCAGUUGAGUGGCGUUCUAUUGCAGACCACACAGCCGCUGUCCAAUGCCACAACGUCUGGCAUCAGGGAUCCCUGGUUCUCGGCAUCAGACGGGAACCCCUUCCUAAAAACCUCUGCCCUCCCUUCCUUACCCUCAGUGUCCUCCUUCACCCCCAUCCCAGAAGGACAGGCAUUAGACGCUAGCAGCAGUGCCUCCGGUUCGGCCCUGUUCCCUGACUCCCAGGAGGGCAUAGAUCAGGAGUGGGAUAGGGUCCAAAUCUCUGCCUCUGGAGACAGCGCAUUGCCAUAUUCAACCGAAGUCAUUAACACCAUCCCCCCGUCAACGACGUCUGAGUCUGGCCAAAGCCCUGAUGAUUUUGAUGAACGCUCCUCAGCGUUCUAUUUUGAAAACGAGAGCGGUAGUGCCAUCACCUCGGAGGUAGGAGAUGCCACAGGAACGCCAACCCUUCCUGCGGUAACCUCGGCUUCACCCUGGUCGCUGGGUGGGGAGGAGGAGAGCGGCUCAGGUCAGAGCGAAAGCCUGUAUGACAACGAGACGUCCUCUGACUUCAGUAUCUCCGAGCGCACAGAAAGAGAGUCGGAGGAAGAGGAGCCAGUGGCAGACGCCAGCAACAGCAGCCAUGAGUCCAGAGUUGGUUCGAUCAGGGAGAGAGAGAGGAAGGCUGUGGUUCCUCUGGCCGUCAUCUCCACCCUCACCGUCCUCGGCCUGGUCAUCCUCAUCGGCAUCCUGGUCUACUGGAGGACCUGUUUUCAGACGGCUCAUUUCUACAUCGAUGACAGCUCAUCACCCAGAGUCAUCGCUGCGCCGUCAGCUGCCUCAGUAACAUCCGGUGAGGAAACAACCUUCUCAGUGAAGGAGUAUGUCAAACACGUGGCCGAGCUUCACGACACCCGCCGCUUUCAGCAACACUUUGAGAUACUGAAGGAGAGUUACGAGGAGGUUCAGGUGUGCACGGUGGACAUGGGGAUGACGACUGACAGCUCCAACCAUCCUGACAACAAGACUAAAAACAGAUACAGCAACAUCCUGGCCUAUGACCACAGCCGGGUGCGACUCUCGCCACAGCCUGACAAAGACGGGAAGACGAGGGAUUACAUCAACGCAAACUAUGUUGACGGAUUCAAGCAGUCGCGGUCGUACAUCGCCGCUCAGGGUCCCCUGAGGUCGAGCACCGAGGACUUCUGGAGGAUGAUCUGGGAGCAAAACGUCAGCGUCAUCGUCAUGAUCACCAACCUGGUGGAGAAAGGAAGAAGGAAGUGUGACCAGUACUGGCCAGCAGAGAUGCAGCAGGAGUACGGCAGCUACCUGGUGACGGUGAAGAGCAGCAGGGUGCUCGCCUACUACACCCAGAGGACCUUCACUGUGAGGAACAUCCACGCCAAAAAGGGCUCUCAGAAGGGACGGAGCAAUGAGAGGACGGUGGUGCAGUACCAUUACACCCAGUGGCCCGACAUGGGCGUUCCAGAAUUCGCUCUUCCGCUGCUAAGCUUCGUCCGCAAGUCGUCACGUGCGAGGACGGACGACAUGGGGCCUGUGGUGGUGCACUGCAGUGCCGGCGUGGGCCGGACGGGCACGUACAUCGUCCUCGACAGCAUGUUGAAGCAGAUGAGAGAAGAGAACAACGUCAACAUCACAGGCUUCCUCAAACACAUCCGCACGCAGAGGAACUACCUGGUUCAGACAGAGGAACAGUAUGUUUUUAUCCAUGAUGCCCUGGUGGAAGCCAUCUUGUCUGGAGAGACGGAGGUGGCGGCACCUCACCUGCACAGGUACGUGGACGAGCUGCUGAUCCCGGGGCCUGCUGGGAGGACGCGCUUGGACAAACAGUUCAAGCUGGUUUGUCACUCUGAAGUGAAACAGUCUGACUACUCUGCAGCUCUCCAGGACUGCAAUCGCAGCAAGAACAGAGACUGCUCCGUGAUACCUGUUGAGAGGUCGCGAGUACGCUUGUCUACAACGGCACAGGAAACAUCAGACUACAUCAACGCAUCGUACAUCACCGGUUACAGACAGAGCAGCGAGUUCAUCAUUACCCAAAAUCCUUUGCCUGGGACCAUGAAGGACUUCUGGAGGAUGAUAUGGGACCACAACGCCCAGGUCAUAGUAUCACUGCAGGGAACACCAUCAGUCGAGACGCAGGAGGAGGCGGAGCCUUAUGUCAUUUGGCCCCGUAAAGGACAGCCAAUCAGCUAUGAGACAUUCACUGUCACGCAGAGAAGUGAGAAUCACAUUUGUUUGGCCAACGAGGACAUGCUGGUAGUCCGGGACUACGUGCUGGAAGCUUCACAGGAUGACUACGUUCUGGAGGUGAAACAGUACCACGCCCCCCGCUGGCCAAACCCUGACAGUCCCAUCAGCAACACCUUUGAGCUCCUCAACCUGGUGAAAGAGGAGAGCGCGGCCAAGGACGGGCCCACUGUGGUCCACGAUGAUGUGGGUGGAGUCACGGCAGGAACGUUCUGCGCUCUGACAUCGCUGACUCACCAGCUGGAGGUCGAAGGUUCAGUCGACGUCUUCCAAGUGGCCAAGCUGACAAACCUCAUGAGACCCGGACUCUUCAGUGACAUCGAGCAGUACCAGUUCUUGUACAAAGCCAUGCUGAGCCUCAUUGGGACACAAGAAGACGAGAAAACCCUCCAGUCUUCCGACAACAACGGUACCAUCGUGGUGGGAACCGCAAGCACUGCCGAGAGCCUUGAAUCCCUGGUGUAACUGCAAAUAAAAAGAACAUUUACAAAUGAGCAGCAGCAUUUUGUCUCUCCUCUUCAGCCACCAACAGAGCUCCUUCUGAUGCCAGACUCUUGCUACAACUACUCAGUAAAAACCCUUGUUGUUCAGGACGUUGUAGUUGGAGGCUGGCGCGUACUGAACGAAUUUCUUCUUCAUUGGAUCUGGACUCCCUGCGGUUUUUGUAACGCGUGCCUUCCUUUUUUUGUACUUUUCAUCCUGUUCUUCUAACUUUGAUAUGAGCUGUAGACUAACUGUCCAAUGUUUUAAUGCUGUACUGCCACAUUUCACUCAACUAACAAACUUUUCCUAAACCUUUUGUAUUUAUUGGCACUGAGCCAAAUGGUGGAAAAAAAGGGAAAUCUGCAUGUUUUUACAUCAAAUGAGAUAUUUUGUUAGCUUGUCUUUUAUCUCCUGCACUGAACUCCUUUCUGUAAAUACAGUACCAUCGCAGCAGUAGCAGCAGUGUGCUAUUGAAGUCAAAUAUAAAAUAAGGGCCUGGAAUAAUGAAAAAUAAUAAUCUAAUGUAAAUAAUAUUAUAGUAAUCAACUCGAUGGACCAAAUUUCUAUUUAUACUUUUAGAUUUUAUAUUUUACCAUUUUUAGUGCAUUCAAAUGUUAUGUUUUAAUUCUACUUGCUUAGUUUGAGAACAUUAAUGCUUUUAUAUUCUGGAUUUUGUAACAGACUAAAUAUGAUGCAUGGGGUACUGACAUGUUUGUUUUUUAGCUGGACAUGAAACACUGCUGGAUUAUUAGCUAGGGGAUUAAAUACAUGAAACACCAAA